AUGGCCUCGGCUGCAAGCAGCAGCCCGCAGCUCCUCCUCCUCUUCCUCCUCAUUUCCACUUGCUUUCUCCCACCACACUGCUUAUCCCUAGAUGCUAAGGAAGCUGACAACAACACUGUUGAAAAAAUAGACUCGUCGGAACUCUCCUUCAGCUUCGACUUCUCCAAUGCAUCCAGCUACGACGCCGGCGACCUCCGCUUCGAGGGCAACGCCUCGGUGCACGGCAAUCUGAUCAACCUCGCCUGCGACUCGUUCGGGCAGAGCGUCGACGGCUGCACGGGCCGGAUGUCGUACAACCACCCGGUGCCGUUCCACCACGACGACGACGGCACAGCCGCCCUGGCGAGCUUCAGCACAAGCUUCACCUUCGUGAUCAAGCCCGACGGCGAGGCCGCGCCCGGAGACGGCAUAGCGUUCUUCCUCUCCGGCUACCCAUCCAGCAUGCCGCCCAACACCGACGGGGGAAGCCUCGGCCUCAUGGACAACGACGCCGCGGCCUAUGGGUCCGGCCAGUUCGUCGCCAUCGAGUUCGACACGUACCAAAACGACGACUGGGGGGAUCCCAGCGACAACCACAUAGGUGUCGACAUCAACACUGUCCGCUCGUCCAACACAACAGAUUUGAACACCGCAUCAGGAUCGCCAAGCCUUAAAGUAAAUGCCACCAUGACAGCGACGAUCCAAUUUAACGGCACCACCGGGAUGCUGGUUGCCUCCCUUCGGUUUCAUGACCAUCCCUCUAUGGAACCCGCUGUGGUCACUUAUGUCUUGCAAGAUCCAAAGUCGUGGCUUCCGCGGGAAGUGGCAGUGGGGUUUUCAGCAGGCUCCGGCACUUCCACUGAGCUCCAUCAGAUACUCGCAUGGUCCUUCAAGUCCACCCUUGCUGCUCCGCGCUCACCUAAAGGACGACAAAAGGAUAAUUAUGCCAAACGCAAGAGCAAAGUUCUGGCCACUGCCGUGGUUGCUCCUAUACUUGCAUUGUUUAUCUGCAGCAUUAUUUCAUUCAAAUUCAUCAAAAAGCACAGAAAAGGUACAAGUUCACAAGAUAAGGAAGAAGAUGAAGCACUAGUUUGGGUGGCAGGACGGAAUUCUGAGUUCACGGUUUAUGACUUUUUGCAAGUCUUGGAGGCUACAAAUAACUUCUCAGAAGAAAAUAAACUUGGGCAAGGAGGAUUUGGUCUAGUAUAUAAGGGCCGAUUUCAUGAUGGAUUGGAGAUAGCCGUUAAGAGACUAGCUUCACAUUCAGGGCAAGGGUUCAGAGAGUUCAAAAAUGAAAUCGAGCUCAUAGCCAAGCUCCAACACACAAAUCUGGUGAGGCUCUUGGGAUGUUGCUCUCAGGGUGACGAGAGGUUACUAAUCUACGAGUAUAUGCCAAAUAAGAGCUUGGACUUCUACAUUUUUGAUGAAAUACAAAGAGUUUUACUAGAUUGGAAUAAACGUUUGGCCAUAAUAGAAGGGAUAGCGCAAGGAAUUCUGUACCUGCAUAAGCACUCUCGAUUACGUGUCAUUCAUAGAGACCUUAAAGCAAGCAACAUACUCUUACACCAUGAAAUGAACCCUAAAAUUUCAGAUUUCGGGCUCGCAAAAAUAUUUGGCUUAAAUGAUACUGAAGGAAACACAAAAAGGAUAGUUGGGACAUAUGGUUAUAUGGCUCCUGAAUAUGCUUCUGAGGGCCUCUUCUCAAUCAAAUCCGAUGUAUAUAGCUUUGGCGUAUUGACUCUUGAAAUCGUCAGCGGAAAAAGGACUUCAAGUGUCCAUCAAUAUGGAGAGUUCAUCAACCUUCUUGGACAUGCAUGGCAGUUGUGGAAAGAUGGAUUAUGGCUUCGGUUGGUAGACACUUCAUUAGGUGCUGAGUGCCAUACAUCACACAUGAUGAGAUGUAUUAAUAUUGCGUUGUUAUGUGUGCAAGAGAAUGCGGUCGAUAGACCCACCAUGUCAGAAGUGGUAGCGAUGCUAUCUAGUGAUAGUAUGGCCCUGCUUGAACCUAAGCACCCAGCAUAUUUCCAUGUAAGAGUGAGAAUUGAAGAAUUGUCCUCUAUAGUUGAGUCAUCUGGUGUUAAUGAUGUUACAAUAUCCGCCCUACAUGGAAGGUAG
This is a messenger RNA of Miscanthus lutarioriparius, 2094 nucleotides long. The record is from the annotation of a GenBank genome assembly. Lineage: Eukaryota; Viridiplantae; Streptophyta; Magnoliopsida; Poales; Poaceae.